Messenger RNA from Drosophila busckii, 1385 nucleotides. RefSeq lists its product as uncharacterized. Lineage: Eukaryota; Metazoa; Arthropoda; Insecta; Diptera; Drosophilidae. The transcript has 6 exons. Bases 54 to 1076 code for a protein of 340 amino acids. The record is from RefSeq and is a predicted model, not a curated record.
UUUUUCGUUGUUCGGCUGAAAUUGUAAUCAAAAAAAGAAAAAAAUUAUUUAUAAUGUCUUACAUUGGCAACGCAUCGGAUUUGGAGUGUGAAAAGAACGAGUUCCCUAGGCCGCGUCCUACGGGCCUUGUAACCAAAAUGGCCGCUCAUAAGUUAUCAUCGGAGCCCAAGUGGGUCGAUAAGCGAGAGGAUGAUUCCGAUUCCGAAAUCUCUUCGCCAGAUAAUUUUCUAACCAAAGGCGCAUUUCUACUGACACCCUCAUACGAACUAUCUAUGGAACGAGCUGCAUUAAUAUGUGAAAAAAUGAGUUUCAAGGGAUGUUUCAGCUUGACGAAAACCGCUACAGGAAUUCUAUUUAAAUUCUCAGAUCCAGAUGAUUACCAAGCGGUCUUUAAGAAGGGUUUCCACAAGGUUACCGGAGCGCGUUUCUAUCGCAAACAAUCAUUUUCGCGCAGUAUUGCCAUACCGUGUCGACCACGCAAGACAUUCACGCUCUAUGUGCUGGAUGUGCCGGAGGAUUUACCCGUGGAAGAUAUACGCCAUGCCAUGUACAAGUUCGAUUCGGUGGUGGAGGUAGUGCGUCUGCAUAUUUACUCCAGCCCUGGCAUGGCCAGCAGCAGCAGCGGCGGCGGCGGCAGCAGCGCCGAUAAGGGCGUCGAAGGUGAGCUGAUCCACCACACCCAGAUCCAGUUACCGAAUCCAUCACCAAUGCAAACAUUGCGCCGUGCAGCCUUUAGAAGCAGCAGCAGUGUUGGCAAAAGCGUUGUGGGCGAUGCCAUUGAAAAGGCCGAACGUCCGGAGCGUCGCGAGCUGCCCCCAGCCGUCAUACGCAUCACACUGGCCUCCAUGGAUGAGUACAAUAUAUUGCUGCAGAACGGUCUCAAUUUCUACGAUGCCACAUUCUUUCCCACUGAUGCGAAUAUUUCCCUAAAAGGCGCCAAGAUUGACUACAAGCGUAGAAUGUUGGAUGGCUCCAUACCCGGGCGUGUGCGCGAGCUUUUGCCCGUAUUUGAUGCAGCUGGCUUCUGCAAGUUGCCUCCACCCACCAGCAAACUAAUUAAGCCCCCGAGGUCAUAAGUUGAAAGCGACAAAUGCCACGCAGACGACGCCGAUGCCAAUGAUGAUGACGACAACAUGUUCCGGCUAGCUAAGCAAGCCAGUUUACUACGGUGCAAACUGUCUCAAUCCAAAAUCCCCCAAUGAUGAUGAACACACACACACACACACACAUACGACGACGACGAUACAAUUCUCGUUUUGAUGUUGGCAGCGUUUGCGUUUCCGCUGCCAACUGUAAUAAUUCCUCUUUUGGCUAAAAUUCAAUUUUUUUUUAUUAUUAUAAAAUGAUUUUUGUGUCUUUGCUUGCAAAAAGAGAUCAACAACAAC